AUGAACUGUUUUCUCAUUCUUUUUUUUAUUUCAACUUUCAUUUAUUCGGCCUCUUCAGCUUGUUCUUCGAGUGAGUUUUUCAAAAAUUUUUUUUAUUUGAAAAAAAUAUUCGUUUCAUCAAGAAAAGCAUACCAGUCUUGAAAUUUUUAAAUCUCAUUUGUUUUUCAGUGAGAUAUUAAAAAAAUUUAGCUAACUAAACCGACAUUGAUGAAAAACAAUUAAUUUUGGAAUUUUGAAAGCUUUCUAUUUUCAGGAUACCAUUUUGCCAGAGUCGUUUAUGGUCGGGAGUCAUAAACCAAACAAAAAAAACCCGAGAACGCUAUGAAAAAUUCAAUGAUUUUAAAUAUUAUUUGCAUCAACAGGUCUUACAAAAAUCCCACGAAUAUCCCCAAAAAAACUGAAAAAAAUUAUUCAGAUGAAUACUGUCCAAAUGGCUGGAGCGUCCUUAGGAAACCUGACGCCAAUCCGACGACUUGCGACCCGAUGAAAUAUCAAACCAAAUGCGAGAAACCGUAUUCCUGUGUUCAUGCCAAGUGCGGCAUGAGCUUUUGUUGUGUUCAUCCUCGUGAGUUCUUCAUUCUUUGGAGUUUGCAGAUGAUUAUUUUCCAGAGAAGUUAGCCGAAUGGAAUCGUCAAGAAGAAGUGAGGAAGGAGAUUCUAGAAGCUGAGCAUGAGAUCGAAAAUGAGGAGGACCUGUGA
Caenorhabditis auriculariae is the source of this 698-nucleotide messenger RNA. The record is from the annotation of a GenBank genome assembly. Lineage: Eukaryota; Metazoa; Nematoda; Chromadorea; Rhabditida; Rhabditidae.